Messenger RNA from Metarhizium album ARSEF 1941, 903 nucleotides. Its product is annotated as RNA polymerase Rpb1 repeat domain protein. Lineage: Eukaryota; Fungi; Ascomycota; Sordariomycetes; Hypocreales; Clavicipitaceae. Bases 1 to 903 code for a protein of 300 amino acids. The record is from RefSeq and is a predicted model, not a curated record. The transcript has a single exon.
AUGAAGACGUUUUCUGCCGUCAUCGGGGCCGUUCUUGGAUUCGCGUCCUUGGGUUCGGCUCACAUGCAGAUGUCGGACCCUCCCCCUUUCAAAUCCAGCCACAACAAGUUCGCCACUACCAAGGACACUGAUAUGUCCAGUCCUCUCGCGGCCAACGGCGCCAACUUCCCCUGCAAGGGAUACCACAAGGCCGUUGGCACUCCUGAGGGCCAGCCUGUUGCGACCUGGACGCCAGGUCAGUCGUACAAGAUGACAAUCGGCGGCGGCGCCUACCACAACGGGGGCAGUUGCCAAGCGUCUCUAUCAGUUGACGGCGGAAAGACGUGGAAAGUCAUUCACUCGUACAUUGGAAGCUGCCCUGCCCAGGGGGAGUCGAGCUUCGGCUUUGUCGUGCCUGGCGACACACCCGCCGGAAACGCCAUCUUUGCCUGGACUUGGUUCAACCAGGUAGGCAACCGCGAGAUGUACAUGAACUGCGCCGCCGUGACUAUUGGAGGUGGUGCCCCCAAGGUCCGCAAGGCUCGUGGCGCUUCCGUCCCCUUCAACAGCCGUCCUGCCAUGUUCGUUGCCAACAUCGGCAAUGGCUGCAAAACCGCCGACUCGGCGGAUGUGAUCUUUCCUGACCCCGGCCCCGAUGUCGACUCGAAGUCUCAGAAGUCUGCUGCACCCGUUGGAAACUGCGGCGCUCAGAGAUCCGGAUCCGGAUCCGCUUCCGCUUCCGCUCCGGCUGCUUCAGGUGCUGGCGCAGCUCCUCUCAAAGACAACAACGCCGGAGGCGCCGGUGCUCCCCCAGCCGGUGCUCCUCCGGCCGGUGGUCCUCCAGCCGCUGCUAUUCCGGCAGCUACAAGUGCACCGGCCCCAGUUGGUGGCGGGGGAAGCAACGGAACUUGUGGUGGUCAGUAA